Molecule: messenger RNA, 1486 nt
Organism: Daldinia caldariorum
Lineage: Eukaryota; Fungi; Ascomycota; Sordariomycetes; Xylariales; Hypoxylaceae
Exons: 5
Coding region: 1-1335 (444 amino acids)
Source: RefSeq, a predicted model, not a curated record
AUGUAUUCUCUUAUCAUCGCCUUUCUUUACAUGCGGUGUGUAACUACGUCGCCUAUCGCGUCUCGAGGCUUGUUUCGAAAGAUAGUAACUGAACUCAACAAGGAGGCCUUUGAAGAGGCCCAGCAGCUAGACGGCACGGCGACUAGGGCGAUCUCGGGGACGAAGAUACGAACUUCCGAUGGGCGAUGCUUAUUUGUUGACGAGCUAUCGGGAGAUUUCCGGGCAAACCUCACUCCGAUACAAGUGGCCGAAUGUGGCGCAACUGACGGACAGGAAUGGGAUAUUAUUACCGCAGGGAAACAUAAUAACGCUGAAAACUCCAUGUUGGUGGUUAGCACGUUGACCAAUGCUUGUUUUAACUUUGAUCCACGACGUGCAGCUGGUGACCAAGUCAUCCUCUUUAGUUGUGGUGGGAGGGCGGACGGUGGUGGCGAAGUCACGGAUUCCCAACUCUUCCCUUUCGACGGUAGCGAUGGGCCUCUGACAUUUUCGCCCAAAAAUGACCAACAGUCCUGCUUCACCGUCAAGGGCGAUGCCGUCGAUGUUGCUCCCUGUGUCGCUGGAAGUUCCGACCAGACGUUUACGUUUGAUGAUGCACCUGCAUCCGUUAGCAGUAUAUCAAGCGGAACGGAAGUCUCACCUACAUCGACUAACCCGCAAGUGAGUACCACGUCUACAUUUGAUUCGACUACAACGACGGCUAUUACGACGGUAAUUGCGACAACGACUCCAGUCUCGGAUGUUACUUCUUCGCAGGUUGUAUCGACGAAUUCAGGCGCUGGAGGAAUCCCGAACCCCACGCAGGCUGUUCCAGUAUCUCGUGCCGGUGGCGUGUUACAACCCACCGCCGUCGCGGAGGCCCAUCAGCGGGAUGAUACGGCGACGCGGGCUUUCACCUCGGUCAGCAUAAAGGCGCCGAAUGGGCAGUGCCUCUUCAUCGACCCAACUGCCGGCGACUUUCGCGAGAACCUUAUUCCCGUAUCGUUGGUAGAGUGCGGCGGGACGCCUAACGAAAAGUUUGACCUUAUCACGGCUGGAAAGCACAAUAACGCCCAAGACUCAGCCUUGAUAGUGAGCAGCUUGACGAACGGUUGUAUUAGCUUUGACGGACGACGCCCGGCCGGCGAUACGGUAACAAUCUUCUCAUGUGGGGGGCGAGCUGCUGGAGAGGGCGAAACCAACAAUGGCCAGUUGGUGCCGUUCACUGGCGAAACGAGUCUAGUCUUCGCGCCAGAGAGCGAACGAAAUGCAACGUGUAUCGUGCCGGGUGAUGGUAGGCUUGAUUCUGCCCCUUGCGCUGGCGAUGGCUCUCAAGUCUUUACAAUUCUGCUGUAAAGGGGGGUAUAGCAACAAUAUUAUCAAGAACCCUUGCACCUUGUACCCUUGCAUUGAAAGUUCCUGAUUCAUCAAAGAAAGCUAUAUGAUCUGAUCAAUUUGUGAUGUGUAAACUCGCGCUACUAAAACUGUUUCCAAGUCCUGCAUUUCG